AUGACUCUCCGUUCUUUCCUGCUCGGGAGCACCCUGGCCCUUAGCAGCGCUAGGGCCAUGCUGGUUGUUCCUGAAGUCGACGCUGACUUCACCACUGCCGACAUUGCAAAGAUUCAGCCUGUUGAGGUUGAAGCUGCCCAGCAGCUGGAUGUUGACCUACUCUGCACUGGAUGUCCCUUUGCCAUCCAGAGUGGUGAUGAGACCUCCUUGUCGCUCAAAUUCACUAUCGACGAUGGCCUUCUUUUGGCCAACGACCGCCAGAUCUUCCCUCCCGCCCCUCCCGCCGCAAUCACCGCCGUCGAGCGCCGUCGGGAAGAUGGUGAAGAAUCCAACCCCAUCUACCUGGGCUACGCCGUUGAAAUGAUGCCGCUCCCAUCGCCCCCCGAUGAGCCUUUUGAUAUGGUCGAAGUACGAUUCACCGUUCUCGAUAUUGAUGGAUACCCCGUUCCCCUUGACACUGUCGCCAUUACCCUUAUCCACGACGCAGAAGGCAACCUAUACGUGGCUGGCACCAACAUUGAGGAUACUGCCGACCGCGAGUCUUGGAGGAAGUGUGGUGGAAAGUCGAGGUGCCUGAGACGGUACCUGAUGCACCGCAUCCGGACGAUGUUUGCUGUGGCCAAGGAGCGCCUCAUCGGGAUGUUCAAGGGCAAGGAGUGUGGCGGUCCUCGUCCUCCUUUCCCCCCUCACCCCCAUGGCGACUUCGACCAGUUCUCACCUGUUGACGGGAAUGAUGAGCCACACCGUGGUCCUCACCGUCACCACGGCCACCACCCUCACCCUCACUACCACGACAAGUUCCACAAGACCUGGGAGCACACUCUUCACCGCGUCAUGCGCUUCGUCGUCGUUCCGGCCAUUCUCGGAGUUCUGGCAGGUCUUGCUGCGAGCGCCAUCGGUAUGCUGGUUGGCCAGCUUGCCAUUUUCAUGUGGCGCCGUUACCGCCGUACUUCCAAGGAGACGACCGAGGAGGGACUGGCCCAUGAAAAGCAGGGUCUGAUGACCGAGUCUGCGGACGACCUGCCCCCAGCAUACACUGAUGAGAGUGCCCCUGAGCAGGUUGCUGACAAGGCAUGA
Aspergillus calidoustus is the source of this 1077-nucleotide messenger RNA. The record is from the annotation of a GenBank genome assembly. Lineage: Eukaryota; Fungi; Ascomycota; Eurotiomycetes; Eurotiales; Aspergillaceae.